AUGGCGUUCCUUAAACUCCGUGACCAGCCAUCACUGGUGCAAGCUAUAUUUAAUGGAGAUCCUGAUGAAGUUCGAGCACUAAUAUUUAAGAAAGAAGAUGUUAACUUUCAGGACAGUGAAAAAAGAACUCCACUGCAUGCUGCUGCCUAUCUUGGAGAUGCAGAGAUCAUUGAACUGCUUAUUUUAUCUGGAGCUAGAGUUAAUGCCAAAGACAGCAAAUGGUUGACACCUUUACACAGAGCAGUUGCAUCUUGUAGUGAGGAAGCAGUUCAGGUACUUUUGAAGCAUUCUGCAGAUGUUAAUGCUCGAGACAAAAAUUGGCAAACCCCUUUACACAUAGCUGCUGCUAAUAAAGCCGUGAAGUGUGCUGAAGCUUUGGUACCUCUUCUGAGUAAUGUGAACGUGUCUGAUCGAGCAGGGAGAACUGCAUUACAUCAUGCAGCUUUUAGUGGACAUUGUGAGAUGGUCAAACUACUCCUGUCUAGAGGUGCCAAUAUUAAUGCUUUUGACAAAAAAGAUAGACGAGCUAUCCAUUGGGCAGCUUAUAUGGGUCACAUUGAAGUAGUGAAAUUACUUGUGUCACACGGAGCUGAAGUGACGUGCAAGGAUAAGAAGUCUUACACACCUCUUCAUGCUGCAGCCUCUAGUGGAAUGAUCAGCAUAGUCAAGUACCUUUUAGACCUUGGAGUUGAUAUGAAUGAACCAAAUGCCUAUGGAAAUACACCUCUCCAUGUAGCCUGCUAUAAUGGACAAGAUGUUGUCGUGAAUGAACUUAUAGAUAGUGGUGCUAAUGUAAAUCACAAGAAUGAGAAAGGGUUUACUCCUUUGCACUUUGCUGCUGCCUCAACACAUGGAGCGCUGUGCUUAGAGCUCCUGGUGGGCAAUGGGGCCGACGUCAAUACGAAGAGCAAAGAUGGAAAAACCCCACUGCACAUGACUGCCCUCCACGGUAGAUUCUCCAGAUCACAAACCAUUAUCCAGAGUGGAGCUGUAAUUGACUGUGAAGAUAAAAAUGGAAACACCCCUUUGCACAUAGCAGCAAGAUAUGGCCAUGAGCUGCUAAUCAACACUCUUAUUACAAGUGGUGCUGACACUGCAAAGCGUGGCAUACAUGGAAUGUUCCCCCUCCAUUUGGCAGCCUUGAGUGGUUUUUCAGAUUGCUGCAGGAAACUCCUUUCUUCUGGAUUUGACAUAGAUACUGCAGAUGAUUUCGGUAGGACCUGUCUCCAUGCAGCUGCAGCUGGAGGAAAUUUGGAGUGCCUAAACCUUCUGCUGAAUACUGGUGCAGACUUCAACAAAAAGGACAAAUUUGGGAGAUCUCCACUGCACUAUGCUGCUGCCAACUGCAAUUACCAGUGCCUGUUUGCUCUUGUGGGAUCAGGAGCCAGUGUGAACGACCUUGAUGAAAGAGGAUGCACACCCCUGCACUAUGCAGCUACAUCAGACACAGAUGGCAAGUGCCUAGAAUACUUACUAAGAAAUGAUGCAAAUCCAGGGAUCCGGGAUAAGCAAGGAUACAAUGCAGUUCAUUAUUCAGCUGCUUAUGGUCACCGUCUAUGUCUUCAGCUGAUUGCAAGUGAAACUCCUUUAGAUGUUUUAAUGGAAACCUCUGGAACAGACAUGCUCAGUGAUUCAGACAAUAGAGCAACAAUAAGCCCUUUACACUUGGCUGCCUAUCAUGGUCACCAUCAAGCACUGGAAGUGUUGGUACAGUCUUUGUUAGAUCUUGAUGUGCGAAAUAGUAGCGGAAGAACACCCUUAGAUCUUGCAGCAUUUAAGGGCCAUGUUGAGUGUGUGGAUGUGCUCAUCAAUCAGGGAGCCUCAAUCUUAGUAAAAGAUCACAUUUUGAAGAGAACGCCUAUACAUGCAGCAGCAACAAAUGGUCAUUCAGAAUGCUUACGACUACUAGUAGGAAAUGCAGAACCACAGAAUGCUGUAGACAUUCAAGAUGGAAAUGGACAAACUCCUCUGAUGCUGUCUGUCCUCAACGGGCACACAGACUGUGUUUACUCAUUGCUAAACAAAGGAGCAAACGUAGAUGCCAAAGAUAAGUGGGGAAGGACAGCAUUGCACAGAGGGGCAGUAACAGGCCAUGAAGAAUGUGUAGAUGCAUUGCUUCAACAUGGUGCUAAGUGCUUAUUUCGGGACAGCAGAGGGCGGACACCUGUCCACUUGUCAGCUGCCUGUGGACACAUAGGUGUUCUGGGAGCCCUUUUGCACUCAGCAGCAUCUGUGGAUGCAAAUCCAGCUAUAGCCGACAAUCAUGGAUAUACAGCACUUCACUGGGCUUGCUAUAACGGUCACGAGACAUGUGUAGAACUUCUUUUAGAACAGGAUGUUUUCCAGAAGAUAGAAGGAAAUGCUUUCAGUCCAUUGCAUUGUGCUGUGAUAAAUGACAACGAAGGUGCUGCUGAAAUGCUAAUUGAUACAUUGGGUGCCAGCAUCGUGAAUGCCACAGAUUCAAAAGGAAGAACUCCUCUCCAUGCAGCUGCCUUUACAGACCAUGUGGAGUGUUUACAGCUGUUGCUCAGCCAUAAUGCUCAAGUCAAUUCUGUGGACUCUUCUGGAAAAACACCUCUCAUGAUGGCUGCAGAAAACGGACAAACAAACACAGUUGAGAUGCUGGUUAGCAGUGCUAGUGCAGAUCUGACUUUACAAGACAACAGUAAAAACACCGCCCUCCAUUUGGCUUGCAGCAAGGGUCAUGAAACUAGUGCCUUGUUAAUUCUGGAAAAGAUAACAGAUAGAAACCUCAUCAAUGCAACUAAUGCAGCCUUGCAAACACCUCUGCAUGUUGCUGCCCGAAAUGGGCUAACAAUGGUGGUUCAGGAACUUUUGGGCAAAGGAGCAAGUGUGCUUGCAGUAGAUGAAAACGGCUAUACCCCAGCUUUGGCCUGUGCUCCCAAUAAGGAUGUGGCUGAUUGCCUAGCUCUCAUUUUGGCCACCAUGAUGCCUGUCUCAUCAAGUAGCCCUUUAUCAUCCCUGACAUUCAAUGCCAUUAAUCGUUACACCAACACCUCAAAAACAGUCAGCUUUGAAGCCUUGCCCAUCAUGAGGAAUGAACCUAGCUCCUAUUGCAGUUUCAACAACAUUAGCGGGGACCCGGAGUACUUAUACGCCGAUGUGGACGAGCUCAAUGACUCCGAUUCAGAGACCUACUGA
Pipistrellus nathusii (Nathusius's pipistrelle) is the source of this 3162-nucleotide messenger RNA. The record is from the annotation of a GenBank genome assembly. Lineage: Eukaryota; Metazoa; Chordata; Mammalia; Chiroptera; Vespertilionidae.